AUUCGAUCUUUUCAUUUUGCUACAAACAUCUUCACUCCAGUAACGAACUACAAGCAAACCCGAUACUUUUUCAAUAAACAUUGUCAUUGUUUUAUCCGCACACAACCACAACACCUCCCUAUUCAUACAAGCUAUCAUGGCCAACAAAAACAACAACAUGGCCAGCAAGGACAACAACAUGGCCAACAAGGACAACAAAGUGGCCAGCCCAGCCCAAGAGCUAGCCAGCGAGGCCACCGCCAAAGAGGCCGCCAGCCCAUCCUUGAGCCCCGAUGAGUUGGCCAGCCUACUAUCCUUAUGGCCCGAUGAGAUUGAUCAACUCGUACCUACUGCGCUGGCGGCCCAGGCAAGAAGGAGGAAGCAGGCAGGGGUCGAGCUCAAGCGGCAACGAGAUGCUAACAAGGAGUCCGCCAUCGUUCAGAAGGUCCCGCUCAACCAUCCUGAUGAGAUCACAGUGACUUAG
Messenger RNA from Gaeumannomyces tritici R3-111a-1, 463 nucleotides. RefSeq lists its product as hypothetical. Bases 137 to 463 code for a protein of 108 amino acids. Lineage: Eukaryota; Fungi; Ascomycota; Sordariomycetes; Magnaporthales; Magnaporthaceae. The transcript has 2 exons. The record is from RefSeq and is a predicted model, not a curated record.